CCCAGGGAACCAAGCAGCGCUGCCGCCGCCGCCGCUGCAGCCGGAGUUGGAGGAGGGAGAAGCCAGGAAGAAAAUGGCCGCCGUGGCUGCAGAGGCGGCAGCGACUGCAGCGUCCCCCGGGGAGGGGGGCGCCGGCGAGGCCGAGCCGGAGAUGGAGCCCAUCCCCGGCAGUGAGGCCGGCACUGAUCCCCUCCCGGUCACGGCCACUGAAGCGUCUGUGCCGGAUGGCGAGGCCGACGGGCAGCAGUCCGCUCCUCAGGCCGACGAGCCGCCGCUCCCGCCGCCACCGCCGCCACCAGGGGAGCUCGCCCGCAGCCCGGAGGCAGCGGGGCCGGAGCUGGAGGCUGAGGAGAAACUGUCCAUUCGGGUGGCGGAGUCGGCGGUAGCCGCGCCUCAGGGAGGGCCCGAACUUCCACCUUCUUCUGCACCGCCGCAGGAGCAGCCCCCGGCUCCUGAGGAGCGCGAGGAGCCGCCGCUGCCUCAGCCUGCAGCUCCGGCGCUCGUGCCGCCGGCGGGCGGGGACUCCACGGUGUCGCAACUGAUCCCGGGCUCGGAGGUGCGGGUCACGCUGGACCACAUCAUUGAGGACGCGCUCGUCGUGUCGUUCCGCCUCGGGGAGAAGCUCUUCUCGGGGGUCCUCAUGGACCUGUCCAAAAGGUUUGGGCCCCACGGUAUCCCUGUGACAGUAUUUCCCAAAAGGGAAUAUAAGGAUAAACCAGAAGCCAUGCAGCUCCAAAGUAAUACAUUCCAAGAAGCGAUGGAAGUCAAGUGUGAAGCAAAUGGUGCUGUUCCCGAUGACCCUUCUCCUGUCCCGCCUCCAGAGCUGAGCUUGGCUGAAAGCCUGUGGACUUCCAAACCACCACCUCUCUUCCAUGAAGGAGCACCUUAUCCUCCCCCUUUGUUUAUCAGGGACACAUAUAACCAAUCAAUACCUCAGCCACCUCCUCGGAAAAUUAAGCGACCUAAACGAAAAAUGUACAGGGAAGAACCCACUUCAAUAAUGAAUGCUAUUAAAUUACGACCCAGGCAAGUUCUGUGUGAUAAAUGUAAAAACAGUGUUGUUGCUGAAAAAAAGGAAAUUAGAAAAGGUAGUAGUGCAAGUGACUCUUCUAAAUAUGAAGAUAAAAAACGGAGAAAUGAAAGUAUAACUACUGUGAACAAAAAACUGAAAACUGACAAUAAAGUGGAUGGGAAAAACCAAAAUGAAAGUCAGAAAAGAAAUGCUGUGGUUAAGGUUUCAAAUAUUGCUCACAGCAGAGGCAGAGUAGUAAAAGUUUCUGCUCAGGCAAAUACAUCAAAAGCUCAGUUAAGUACUAAAAAAGUUCUCCAGAGUAAGAACAUGGAUCAUGCGAAAGCUCGGGAAGUGUUAAAAAUUGCCAAAGAAAAGGCACAAAAGAAGCAAAAUGAAACCUCUGCUUCCAAAAAUGCACAUUCAAAAGUCCACUUCACACGUCGAUAUCAGAAUCCUAGCUCAGGUUCCCUUCCACCCCGGGUUCGUUUAAAACCACAGAGGUACAGGAAUGAAGAAAAUGAUUCUUCUCUGAAGACAGGACUUGAGAAAAUGCGGAGUGGCAAGAUGGCACCCAAGCCCCAGUCUCGCUGCACCUCUACCCGCUCAGCAGGUGAGGCCCCUUCAGAAAAUCAGAGUCCCUCAAAAGGCCCUGAAGAGGCCAGCAGUGAGGUUCAGGACACAAAUGAAGUGCAUGUGCCUGGUGAGCAGGAUGAACCACAGACAUUGGGCAAAAAGGGCAGCAAAAGCAAUAUCUCUGUUUACAUGGCCCUAAAUCAAAAGAAAUCUGACUCUUCCAGUGCUUCAGUGUGUAGCAUUGAUAGCACAGAUGAUUUGAAAUCUUCCAACUCUGAGUGUAGUUCUUCUGAAAGCUUUGAGUUUCCUCCAGGCAGUAUGCAUGCACCUUCCACCUCCUCCACUUCCUCCUCUUCAAAGGAAGAGAAAAAGCUCAGUAAUUCCUUGAAAAUGAAAAUCUUUUCCAAAAACGUCUCUAAAUGCGUCACACCAGAUGGCAGGACCAUAUGUGUAGGGGACAUUGUUUGGGCCAAGAUAUAUGGCUUCCCUUGGUGGCCAGCCCGUAUUCUUACUAUAACUGUGAGCCGGAAAGAUAACGGCCUUUUAGUCCGACAGGAGGCCCGUAUUUCAUGGUUUGGGUCUCCAACAACAUCUUUCCUUGCUCUUUCACAACUCUCCCCCUUUUUAGAAAACUUCCAGUCACGCUUUAAUAAGAAGAGAAAGGGCCUGUAUCGCAAGGCUAUUACAGAGGCAGCUAAGGCUGCCAAGCAGCUGACCCCUGAAGUACGGGCUUUGUUGACACAGUUUGAAACCUGAACAUGGACAGUAAGGUAGGCAAGACCAUUGGAAGUCACCACAGAUUUUCUAGUCGAGUUAGGGAUAAUUUCUACAAAACAGCUUGGCCAGAUUGGAGAGAGAAGUUGCAUUCAGUUGGCUGGCUUUUUAAUACUUACCUUAUAGCCAUUUUUAGACUGAGAAGCUUAAACUGAACAUAUAAUCAAUUUUUGUGUUGAGAUUUUAGCAGUAUUUUUCAGUUUUGAAGUCCAAAACCAUCCCAAGGCAUAGGAGCCAUAGCCUCAACUGAAUUGAAUUUUUGUAGGGACUGUUAAUUGCUAUUUGUACCUAAUACUGUAUAUAUACAUAUAUAUACAUAUAUAUAUAUAUGAAAUAGAGCCUGUCACUAUGUGACACAGGUUGCAUAUUUGGGAUUGCAGUAAGGGCUUGGUGAGCUGGGGGAAUAAUGUGGAUAUUUAAUGACUACUUGUUUUUUAAAUAAUGAACACUUAGCCUUUCUAUGCACAUAACAGUGUACAAGUUAGAUGGUUAGGUGUUUGACAAACAGAUGCUUGCUGUUCAGUUACAGACUGGGGAAAUAGCCCAGUAUUUGGGAUUAAAACUGUCAAGACUAGAUAGGUUUUAGUCAUCACUGUCUUUUGUUCAGUGGGGAUUUAAUCAAUACUUUCAAGCUUCUGGUUUGGGAGUGUAGAUAGGUUUGAUUUUGGAUAUGUAAAUAGUUGAUUGCUAAAUUUGGUCAGAUUUCUCCUGACUGGCUGUUCCUAAAUUCUUAGGAUAUGUCCCAGUAAAAUUACACUUUGUGAAUUAAUUGUCAUUUGUGUAAUUGUUGCAUUUUGGAUGUAACCUAAUUUGAUAAUUAAAAAAAAUAAUUUCCGUUUAAGGUAUCUGUUUGCAGGUCAGAAAAUGAGAAAAUGUAAUUGUGUAAUGCUCUGAAAUGUAAAAAACAAAAACAAAAAAGCUGUAAAUAAAAUCAACUAAAUCCAAA
Molecule: messenger RNA, 3305 nt
Organism: Cebus imitator (Panamanian white-faced capuchin)
Lineage: Eukaryota; Metazoa; Chordata; Mammalia; Primates; Cebidae
Gene: PWWP2A
Product: PWWP domain containing 2A
Exons: 2
Coding region: 74-2341 (755 amino acids)
Cellular component (GO): nucleus
Molecular function (GO): chromatin binding; histone binding
Source: RefSeq, a predicted model, not a curated record